Messenger RNA from Australozyma saopauloensis, 2262 nucleotides. RefSeq lists its product as uncharacterized. The record is from RefSeq and is a predicted model, not a curated record. NCBI's taxonomy places the organism in Eukaryota, Fungi, Ascomycota, Pichiomycetes, Serinales, Metschnikowiaceae. Gene Ontology annotation, molecular function: protein binding; mRNA binding. Bases 1 to 2262 code for a protein of 753 amino acids. The transcript has a single exon.
AUGCUUUCACACCAUAGAGAUCUCCUACGAAACAAAAGUCAUGCAUUUACCUCAAUAUUUGCAAGACGCCAUGUUUUCAUCAUGAGUCAUCAGAAGAAACGUGAGGCAGUCGCCAAAAGCCAGCCGUCUGAGGAUGACAAGAAAUCCAAGCUACAAAACUGGGCUGAAAACGAUGAUAAGAGACGGAUCCAGGAACAGCUACUAGAACAUAACAAAAGACUCUCUAAUUUAAAACUUUUCACAUCUGGGCUAGCGAGCUACGUCAAGCAUAAAACGGAUGGUUCUCUACCUCCAAAUACAACUUUCAAGAGUUCAGUUACAGAAACCAAAAAUCGUUCGCAGGUAAAAGAAUCUAAAUCUAAAGCGCAGGACGAAGGGAAAGAAAAGGAACCUGCUAAAGACUUCAAAGCAGAGAAUGCCAAUAUCUCUACUCCAUUCGGAGAUAUUCCAGAAAGAAUCCAGGAGAGAUUGGGCCCAGCAACAAAAUAUCUUGUACAUAAAGACCAUCAAUAUUGGGAGCUUGUGUUGAUUCAUUUGCAAAAUAAUGGCGGCUUUAACGGCCUCAAAACAAAGGAGGUGGCAAAACUCAUUCGUUCGAUACCUAGUAAUCAAAUUCUUCUGGUGUUUCCCAUUGUUGAAACACUCAUUGAGGACGCAAGCAUGCUGAAAACAAAGGGAAUAAUGACCGCCUAUCUUCAGAAAUUGGUCUCGGUCCCUGUUAUUGAUAGUGAGCGAUUGCAAAUCAUCGAGUCAGUUGCAGACGGCUUGAGAACAACUUCUGAGGGAGGGAAACUAAACACAGACACGUUUGAGAUGCUCAUAGAAGCCUACGGAAAGACAAACAACAUUGAAAAACUAGAGGGAAUGAUGGUGGAAAUGAAAAAGCUUGGCCUCAAUCCUUCUUCGCGGGUCUACACAUGCGUUCUUUCCACAAGCGUUUAUAAAACAAAGGAUCACACCCAAGCUGUACAAAUAUUUGAUCUGAUGAAGUUUCUUGCGGGCUCAAUGGCUCCAAAAAGUCGAGAGUAUCGAGACAUAAUUGUCUCUUACAUCAACAAUGAUGACAUCGAGAAAUCACUCGACUUAUACCAGGAGAUGCGUGACAACAACAUCAAGGUUGACCAGCCAACUCUUGUGGCCCUCGCUAGAGGCUGCGCUACGAGAUCACAGCUCAAGCUCAAAGCGUGGGACUUCAUCUUCGAGAUUUAUGAGCUUGGAAUGAAGCCUACGAUUGGAACCUUAGAGUAUAUGCUUUAUUUGGCUGCUAAAGAUGCUGAUUUGAGCUUGGCAAGAGCUCUUUAUCAACAAGUCAUUAAGGUCAGUGUAUUCAAUCCAAGAGCAUUGGGAUUCCUUAUGUUGGCAUAUGCCUCUUCUAACAUCAACGAAAGCAACCUGACCGUACCGGCCAUUUCAAAUCACGAAACUGGGCGGAGGUUCAGAUUUAACAUAUUAGAGAAAGUGAACUACGUUACAGACUUGAGUGAUCCUAUGAAGGCUGUCCCAUUUCUUCCCAAGGUCGUAUUGACAACGCCUGAGGAGGUCUUAUCGGAGUCAAGUGCUAUUUUGGCACACGCUCUUCUAGUUAACAGAAAUGCUGUGACAUCUCAAAAUGUGAACUCAUUUUUGAAUAUUGCAGCAAAGUACGGCUCGCUUGACGAGUUUCAAGACAGAUUUGAGCAGUUUUCGUAUCUAGACAUGACUGGAGCUCCACAAACAAGACUCCAAGAAGAUUCUACUGUAGAAUUGAUCGAAGAUGUCGAGGAUACGGAAGACUCCGUCAAAGAGCCAGUGCAAACAAAGGCACCUGUUUUGAAUACUACGGAUCAACUACUUGCCGGUGUACGGACAGGAAGAUGUACAUACACAUACACAAUUGCUCUCAAGGCUGCAGCUCGGCACAAGAAUUUCGACUUUGCUGAGAAAAUCUGGAAGGAACGUGGAAUUUUCAGGAAAACGACGGCAUUCACUAGCAUGUCUAGACGGGAGAAGGAUAAACUGGAUUUUAUUUUUGCGACAUCUAUGGUGCACGCGCUAACGGAAAUGAAUCUACUCGAUGAUGCUUUGGCUAUUGUUGUGAGUACAGAGUACCAGUUCAAGUGGACGUGGAAAGAAUUGAUGCCACUACACAAGGCCGCUGUGACCACUGGAUACGACAAAGUAACCCAAACAAUACGUGGUAUCACAAACAGGGCGCAAAUAAAAUUUGAGGGUAAAAUUAGACGGAAGGAUUAUAAGGUUUACGUCAUGCAAAACAAGCGCUAA